AAAGGGGACGAACUAUGACCCAGUUUUGCUCCCUUUCUCAGAAAAACAUUUUUUUAAAUUAAAACACCAUUUCAUGUUAGAACUGAAUCAAAUGUAGAAAUACUGACGAAUAAAAGAUAUUUAGAUGUAGUCUAAGUAAUAACAAAUAUAGCCAAGUGGUGAGUGGAUAUUGGCCAACGUGUGAUACAUUCUCGCCUUACUGGUAAAUGGAUAUAAAAGCCUAGUAUGAUUAAUCCAAAGUUUUGUUGUCUGUGAAUGGCUUACAGUCCACAUCCUCCUAGCAAUGAUUCUUCCCUUAUUCAAGCCAUUACGUCGUCAGAGCAACUCUCUGCAGUGACUCACAAUUUACUUCAUAACAAAAGUCUCUUCUCGAUCAAUGCACUCAAUUACUGCUUGCUGUACUCGUGUGGAAACGGGCCCAACAUUGUGGUGCAGGCUCUUUUAGAGGCCGGGGCCCACCUGGAGUGCCGAGACGACAGAGGAAACACGCCUCUGAUGAUAGCCGUCAUCAAUGAUCAGAUAAGCAUAACUGCCCUCCUCCUUAGCAAGUGUCCAGACGUGAACGCAUGCAACAAUGUCGGUGACACCGCGCUCAUAGUCUCCACGUAUUUUAAGUCGUCCCAUAAAGCGUUGAAGCUUCUUCUGGAGAGCAAGGACAUCAACUUGGAACACAGGAAUCUGAACGGGUUCACCGCUCUAGAAUGUGCAAUCCAGGCGAACAAUAUUGAGGCACUACUGUUACUCAUUAACGCUAACGCUGUCUGUGAGCUGCCUCAGAGUGACACUUUCGGCAAUGUCACUUCAAUGAAUCAGUUGCAAACAAAUGUGUACACUUGCUCCAGAAAUAAUGGAACUUUGAAUUUGAUUAAAUGUUUUAAAUUACAGAAGUUGACAGGCCGUUCAUCAAUAUCCCUGGCAUCCCAGCAUAGAGAUUUGCGUACUCUUCAUUUUUUAACAAGUAUGGAGCCUUCGGUUCUGAACUCUGACUGUGAUACGUAUCUCACAUCCCUAAUUGAAUUCCUCAAAUCUAGAACACAGUUGACGAUCAGUAACAGUGAAAUGGAUAUAUUUAAACUGUUAACAAAUACUUAUGUAUUGCUACGCACAUGUCCAGCAAAUACUUCUUCCGAGAACCAAGUAAUGGAGUUGGCAGUGAAGAUCGGAAAUACUGUUGUUAUUGAACUGCUCUGCGAGAACAAUUUUUCCAUCUCCAAUGACGUCCUAGGCACGGUAGCGGCCAGUGGAAGUUAUUUUCUGCUUGAAAUGCUGAUCAAACAUGGGGCUGCUAUUAGCAAAGUGGACAACGCUAAUAGGUUUCAAUACCGAGGCUCUGCCCUGGAAAUAGCAAUCCAAAACGAAGAGUUUGAAUGUGCUAACCUAUUACUCAAUUCAGCUGCGUUCUUUGACUUCAGCGAGGCUUUGAAGUUAGCUGUGGAAUCCAGUACGACAAAAUGCUUAAAGUAUUUGUUUAAUAAGUUUCCAGAAAAAACAAAAAGUACAGAUAUGCCAUCCGAUGUACUGCACACUGCAGUAUUUCAUGGAAACUCCAGUAUAAUCAACAUGCUGUUGGACAAAGGUGUAAGUGUCGAUGCUAAACAUGACAAGAAAACUCCAUUAAUGGCAGCAGUGGAUUUAGAAGUGGUCGAUCUGUUAGUCUCCAGGGGAGCUGACGUCAACAUGGUUAUCAGCUCCGAUUUCUCAUUUAAAUUAAUUCUUCAUUAUUUCGUUUCUUUUGAAUAUUUUCGGUACCUCAAAACAAAGUAUACGGAGAGAAGUGAUGCGUUCAUAAAAAUGCUUCAAGCAGGUUUGAUACAACUUUUGACUCAUCAUGGAGCUAGGGUGGAUAGUCGUGACUAUUUCGAAAGGACGCCUCUAAUGGUGGCGGCUAAAACUCACGACUCCUGUGACGUUAUCAAAGUGCUGAUUGGGGCUGGAGCAAAAGUGGACGAACUUGGCCUCGCUGGUGAAACCGCUUUACAGGUGGCUGUCCAAAGUGGUGGAGAAAGCAAUGUGAGAUGCCUCUUGCAGUAUGGUGCCGACAUCAAUGCUCAAAGCGACAAUCUGUUGUUUGAGUGCAGUGACACCAACAUGCUGAGUCUUCUCCUUGAGAAUAAAGCAAGCGUGACUGCUGAAGACGUUCGUGGAAAUACUGCCUUGAUGCACCACAUGAGGUUCUGUGAUGAGGAGUUGAUCCAGUUACUAAUUGAGGCUCAGAGUGACGUGAACCACACCAACAAAGAAGGCAAAAGCCCAUUACUUCUUGCUGCUAAGAGCAAUAAUGUAGAGAUAAUGUCUUCCCUGCUUCGCUCUGGCGCUGAUGUCAAUUAUUCUGUUACUAAAAAUGACAAAGAAAUAUCUGCAGUGUCUAUCCUGAUGAAAAGAUUGAGAACCUAUAGAGCAGAAGUGACAGCGUGUCUGGGUUUGUUAUUGGAUCAUGGAUUAACUUCGAAAACUAUCCCACCCUCUCUUGUCCACGCAUUGAUUUCUAUGGGUUGUUUUUCUUUAGUUACAAAAUAUAUUUCAGUUGGGCUAGCUCCCACAGUAGUACAUAUACAAUGGCCUGUUACUGCUUGGCUUAAGACAGACUAUUGUAUCUCUCCUCUUGAUGCAGCUUUGAUGAUGAAAAAUGUCCAACUGGCUGAAUAUUUUAUGAACAUUAGGUUUUUAACUUCCAAAGAUGUGCAGAUGUUAUCUCAAGACCAAGACAUCAAGCCAUACUUCCAAUCCAAGAGUCGCCUCGACAUCGUCAGCUUUUUGGACCAACACAGAAGUCAGCCUUUGUCUCUUCAGACGUUGAGCUUCGUGGUUGUGUCUCAGGCCCUAGGAACUGGGUCUCGGAGAACUGAUGCCAUUAAAACUUGCGGUCUUCCAGUGCCCCUUCAGGAAGCUUUGAUGUUUCAGAGCGCCCCCCACGACAUGGAGGACAAACAGGUGAUGAAAAGAUUUUUAUUCAGAUCUGCCUUGCACCAAGCUAAACUGUACAACUUUGACCCCAGUUACAUGGACAUGAACUUUGAAUAUGACAGCGAUUAUGAGUCUGACUCUGACAGUGAUGAGAAUUAAAAUCACUUUUUUUUAAAAGGUAUACUUUAACAGAACUGUUGAGAAACAUUUGAUUUUCAAUAUAUGUAACUAUUAAUAUUGAACGUUAAGAGAUUCAAGAGCUGAGUUAAAGCCAUAUUGUGCGUCUACCUUGAUUAGACCACGUCCACUGCUAGGUCUUCAUUAGCAGUCUCAAGAAAGUUAAAUUUAAUAUUUGUAAAGUAUAACUUACAGUUUUGUAAAGUUCAACUUAAUAUUUUAUAAAAUGAUUUUAAACUUUCCAAUCGAUAUAGACAAAACAACUUAUUAUAAGAUAGACCAGUGGUUCCAAUUCCUUUACUCUACUGAAACACUUCGCACAUCCUCAGUAUUCAGCGUAACACUUUGGUUUAUUUUUAGAGAGAUUAAUUUACGUGGGCGCCUACUAGUUAAUUAUUCCAGUAGUUCGUGGAUCACUGGGGUUCUGCGGAACACAGCUUGGGAACCACUACGCUAAAUUAUACAACUAUGUAGAAGAAAAAUUAUUUAACUAUUUUAAGAUAAAGUCGUUGCAAUUAUGUUCAAGGUAUAGCAAUGCUAAAUAUAGCAUUCAUUCUGUGCUAAAGAUAAAUGUUGAAACUGUUAAAGAUAGAUGAUCAAACCAUGUUAAAGAUAGAUAAUACAGCCAUGUUAAAGAUAGAUGAUACAACUAUAUUUUAGAUAAUACAAUUAUGUAUAAGACAGAUUACACAACAAAUGAGUCUUCAUCGUUAAAGUAAUAGUUAGUCUUAUUGCCUAAUUCUUUGAUACUAAAACUAGUCGCUCAUUUGUAUUCCCUCCUUGUAAAGAUUUGUUUGAACACAUUGAUUAGCAUUCGAUCAAACUUGCAAGCGCUUUGAUGUUUUGACGGCCUUUUGGGGACAGUUUUAUAGGCUAUUGAGUAGUGGAUAUCUAUUGCAUUUCGCUUUCACCUCCUAAUGUCUGUUCCUGUUGUAACUGUAUUAUUUCAAGUCUCAGUCCCAUAUUUAAUUGUUUCUUCACAUCGACUAUUUCUUUUACCCGCUGAAUCCUUUUCUUAAAAGCGAGAACUCUGGAAUACAAAGGUCAAGCCGGCUAACAAAGGUCAAGUACUCGUUCUGUCUUCACACUCCAGCCGAUCUCUGGCAGUGAGUAAUUGGGUCACAGGAUUGUGUCGUAAAUAGAUUCCCAGAAUAAAUACGGAUACAGGGGGGGGGGGGGCGCCACUUCAAUGAACUGUGGUUUCUGGUCACGUGAUAAACAAUUAGGAUCUCUAGUACAUUUUAAGCUUUCGUUCGUAGAAUUACCUUUAUUGUUCUAACCGUCAAUCAAAACAAUGUGUUUGCUAUAUUCAUAUGGCGUAUAACAGUAUACAUAUCAAACUCUAUGCUUACAAUACAUUAACAGAUUUAUUAAAAUAACCAGCCGCAUGAGCAUAGUGAUGACUGUAAUCCUUUUGAAUAAAUCCGAAUCACUUUUCAGUGGCGUAGAUAGGGAGGGGAGGGAGAAUUUGAAAUUCCCCAUGGCUCCACUUGAAGGGGGGUGGGCUGCUACAUGAGUGUUCGAAAUUAUUAUUUUUUUACAUGAAAUAUUACGCAAAAUGCCUGGGUCCCAAAUGAUCCAACAUUCCUAGCUACGCCACUGCCAUGUGGCAAAAAGAGAAAUGAUAAAUAAAUACUCAUUUCAUUUGACCUUUUUACAAAUAUAAUGAUGUUGUCAAUACUUUUAAUUGUUAUCGCUGCUGCUGUUGAAGUGUUUUGACUGUAUUUCAAUUGUUUUAUUUCUAUUUCAAUUGUUUUAUUUCUAUUUCAAUUGUUUUAUUUCUAUUUCAAUUGUUUUGUAAUACUUUAUGUUAAAAAAAUAAUAAUAACUGAUGUUAAAAC
Molecule: messenger RNA, 4922 nt
Organism: Biomphalaria glabrata
Lineage: Eukaryota; Metazoa; Mollusca; Gastropoda; Planorbidae
Product: ankyrin repeat domain-containing protein 17-like
Exons: 2
Coding region: 256-3063 (935 amino acids)
Molecular function (GO): protein binding
Source: RefSeq, a predicted model, not a curated record